UUUUUUACCAUCUUUGACAGAACUUUCUAUUCGUACCAUCUACUCAAACCCAAAACCAAGACGUAUAUUACCAUGCCUCUUUCAGAUGAGACUAAAGACCGAUACAAUGCUGUCCUUGGGAUUGCCAAGACUGUUUUCAGCGUUGGCUGGAUCCCCUUGAUCAUCUACAUCGGAUACAGGAACUCCUCUCCCCAGCCAUCCCUCAUCAAGCUCAUUACCCCCUUAGCAUAAUCGUAGGGUAGCUAUAAGGAAAAAGGUUCAGUAGUUGGCGCCUCUUUAGUUUCAAGUGUAUUAUUGUAUCACACUGCUCAUGCAUUACUAUUGAACUAACGCCGUACCUUGCGCUGUUUACAUUGCAUGCUGUUG
This is a messenger RNA of Cryptococcus deneoformans JEC21, 366 nucleotides long. RefSeq lists its product as hypothetical. The record is from RefSeq and is a predicted model, not a curated record. Gene Ontology annotation, cellular component: mitochondrial outer membrane translocase complex; mitochondrial outer membrane. Bases 73 to 231 code for a protein of 52 amino acids. The transcript has 5 exons. Gene Ontology annotation, biological process: protein insertion into mitochondrial outer membrane; protein import into mitochondrial matrix. NCBI's taxonomy places the organism in Eukaryota, Fungi, Basidiomycota, Tremellomycetes, Tremellales, Cryptococcaceae.